GACUCGUUCAAAAAGCUUCAGACUCCAGCGCAGCCCUGUAAUGGCUGCUUAGUGUGGACUAGUUUUCAGAACAUGUCCUGUUGGACCUAAAGCUUGGACGUGAUCUCAGAGGAAGACAAGCAGCAGGACUUCAGCAGAGAACCAGUCUCCGUGGACAUGUCUAACCCAGCCACAGAGCGAGGAAGGACCUUCCAGAGGUUCUCCGUUGGCACCAACGAGUCUCUCCGCUUUGAACCCUGUGAGGACAGCUCUCCGUCUCCCACCGGGCCAGAGGAUGGACACAAUGAAGACGAUGUGUUUAGGAGGGAAGGGAACGAGACUGAGAUGGUCUCGAUCAGGAACCAGCUGCAGGGGAAGGUGGCUGAGAUGGAAAACUUCGCCGGUCAUCUGGAGGAGAUCUUCCUCACCGUGGAAGAGAACUUCGGCCGUCAGGAGCAGAACUUGGAGCAACACUACAACGAGGUUCUGCAGACGUUGUCCCAGCGGUACGACGACAGGGCGAGCGAGCUGGAGGAGGAGAAGAAGCGGAAGCUGGAGUCUCUGUACGCUCAGCUGCUGCCCUGUGGUCAGGCUCUGGACCGCUCCAAGGAUCUGAUCGAGUCCGCUCAGGAGGUCCACCGCAGCCAGGACCACAGGCUGUUCCUGAAGGCGGCCGUACCCAUCAUUAAAAGAAUCGAGGCGUUUUCCAGGGAGGAGGUGGACCUCAGGCUGGCGACGAGUCUUGAAUUUAACACGCCGCUCGCUGAUCUGUCUGAAGUCAAAACCAUGAUGGACUCCAUCAACGUUGUUCCAGCUCCGUCUGCUCCGGUGAUCAACCCGCAGACGCCCAACUCGGCCUCCCAGACGUCCCUGCGGGUGUGCUGGAGCCUGUUCUCCGACGACGCCGUGGAGUUCUACGAGCUCUACUACAGACCGGUUCUGGAGGACACACCAGCAGACGGCACCAGUACACCUCCUGUAAGCAGGGUGAAAGUGAAGGAGACGCACUGCACCGUGACGGACCUGCUGCCCAACGCCCAGUAUGAACUCUGGGUGACGGCCACCAACACAACUGGUAUCAGCCCGGCCAGCGAGAAGGCCCUCUACGUGACAGUCCCGUCGCCUCCUGUGAUCAGGCAGAGGGAGAGCAGCAGCUGUCCAGAAGCUGCUCUGAUCUGCUGGGAGUCUGGGAACACCAACCCCGUGGACUCCUACACCGUGGAGCUCACAGAGACCGGUUCUGACGGCACAGAGGGCAGCGCCACCGAGUCCAUCGUAGCCGUGCCCACCUGUCAGUGUCUGAUCCAGCUGCAGGCAGGACGACGGUACCUGGUCUCUGUGAGGGCGGUCAACAUCGGGGGGUCCAGUGACAGAAGUGAUGUCAUAACCGUCUCCACAACAGGGACGUUCUUCCAGCUCCUGGAGGACACGGCCCACCCAUGCCUGUCCAUCUCUGAAGACGGUUUCACUUUGUUUUACGGGGACGAGGAGCUGCCCAUGAGUGCGAUGGCUUUAGAUGACAACACCUUCACCAGGAGCGUCGCCGUCCUCGGGAAUCUGAUUCCAGUGCGAGGCAGACAUUACUGGGAAGUGGAGGUGGACGACGAGACGGAGUUUCGGGUCGGAGUCGCAUACGAGGACACCGAGAGGAACUCUUACCUGGGGACUAACAGAACCUCCUGGUGCAUGAGACACCUUCGUAGUCCGUCCAGGCACAAAUAUGAGUUCCUGCACAACGGCUGGAGCCCGGACUUAAGGAUCACCGUGCACCCGCUGCGGAUCGGACUGGCACUGGACUACGAGCGGGGGACUCUGUCGUUCUUCAACGCUGACCUGGAGCAGCACCUGCACACCUUCCACUGUCGCUUCCAAACGUACGUGCAGCCCUGCUUCAGCCUGGACAACCGCGGAGCCCUGACCGUGCACACCGGGGUCGCGGCUCCCAGACACGCGUUCGUGUGACGGCAGGAAGUUCCGACAGCGGUUCCGUUUACCAACACAAAGCAAAGUUUGUGUUCGUUUGAUAAAAUCUUUGAGAACUCGUGUUUUCAGGAAAACCUACGUCUGUCAGUAAAGACAAAACGAGACGUUUUGAAGUGUUUUUAUUCCAUGGGA
Nematolebias whitei (Rio pearlfish) is the source of this 2094-nucleotide messenger RNA. Its product is annotated as fibronectin type III and SPRY domain-containing protein 2. The coding region runs from base 157 to 1941 and encodes 594 amino acids. NCBI's taxonomy places the organism in Eukaryota, Metazoa, Chordata, Actinopteri, Cyprinodontiformes, Rivulidae. Gene Ontology annotation, molecular function: protein binding. The record is from RefSeq and is a predicted model, not a curated record. The transcript has 13 exons.